AUGCACUCACACAGAUAUUUAGGAAAAAAAAAAAACAAAGAAAAAACACGUCCACAGUUUCCCUCCCAUUUCUUCCGGUUUUCUUUAAACCCAACAAUGAACAGGUGUUUUCUCUUCUGAGUUCUGAGAUUAGACUUCCAAACCCAAAGCAGAAAUUCUUCACUUUCCCACAAAACAAGUUCCAACCUUUCCCACAAACUCUCCACUUUUUUCCUUCCCAUUUUCCCUCGAAACAAACAUGCAUCCUUCUCUCACCCUCCUCUUCUCUUUCCUCCUCCUCCUCUUCUUUCCCUCUCCCUCCAUAUCCUCACUCGCCGAGGUUCCCACUCUGAUGGCCAUCAAGGCCUCUCUGGACCCAAAAAAUCAGUUCUUGACUUCAUGGACCCCGACCGCUGACCCAUGCAGCGGCUCCUUCGAAGGCGUGGCGUGCAACGAGCAAGGCCUUGUCGCCAAUAUCUCUCUGCAAGGGAAGGGCCUCUCUGGUACAUUACCUUCAGCGUUGGCUAAUCUUCACAGCUUGACUGGGUUGUACUUGCACUUCAAUGCUCUGAACGGGAAAAUCCCAAAGGAGAUUGGUCGGUUGACCCUUCUCACUGAUUUAUAUCUCAAUGUUAAUAAUCUCUCUGCCCAGAUUCCUCCCCAGAUUGGCAACAUGCAUAAUCUUCAAGUUUUGCAGCUCUGCUACAAUAAGUUGACUGGCAGCAUACCAACACAAAUAGGAAAUAUGAAGAGGCUAAGUGUUCUUGCUUUGCAAUACAAUCAAUUGACUGGUGCAAUUCCUGCAAGUUUGGGUGAUUUGCAGAUGUUAACGAGGUUGGAUUUGAGCUUUAAUUACUUUUUUGGCUCUAUUCCAGUAUGGUUAGUUAAUGCUCCCAUGCUAGAGGUUCUUAACAUACAAAACAACUCUCUAUCAGGCAUGGUCCCUUCAGAUUUGAAGAGACUGAAUGGUGGAUUCCAGUACAAGAACAAUCCAGGAUUAUGUGGAGUUGGGUUUUCUGACUUGAGUGUUUGCAAGGCUGCUUAUGAUAUAAACCCAAACAGACCAGAACCAUUUGAACCUGGAAAUCUUUCUUCGAAAACUCUGCCAGAGUCAGCACCCUUAAAUUCUGAUUGCGGCAAAACCCAGUGUUCAAAACCAUCAAAAUCCUCACAAAUCGGUGUAGCUUUUGGGGUGAUUGGAGUUCUAAUUGCUUUGGGUGGUACUGGACUUUUCAUGUUUGCAUGGUACCGUCGACAAAAACAGAAAAUUGGAAAUUCCUUUGACGCUUCAGAUAGUCGGCUUAGUACUGACCAGGUUACGGAAGUUUACAGGAAGAGUGUGUCUCCUCUCAUCAGUCUUGAGUAUUCUAAUGGAUGGGACCCAAUUGCUAAAGGUCGAAGCGGAGUCUCUCAGGAGGUUCUUGAAAGCCUUAUGUUCAAUUUAGAGGAUGUGGGGCGUGCAACUCAGUGCUUCUCAGAGGUGAAUUUGUUGGGGAAGAGCAGUUUCUCUGCUAUCUACAAGGGGAUCCUCAGAGAUGGGUCUGCUGUUGCAAUAAAGUGCAUUUCCAAGAUGAGUUGUAAGUCUGAUGAAGCUGAGUUCUUGAAGGGGUUGAAGAUAUUGACCUCAUUGAAACAUGAAAAUCUUGUUAGGUUGAGAGGCUUUUGUUGUUCAAAAGGCAGGGGAGAGUGUUUUCUUAUCAAUGAGUUUGUCCAAAGUGGAAGUCUGUUGGAGUAUCUUGAUGUUAAGAGUUCCAGUGGGAAGGUUCUUGAAUGGUCUGCCAGAGUAUCUAUCAUCAAUGGCAUUGCCAAAGGCAUUGGGUACUUGCAUGGAAAUAGUGGAAACAAACCUGCUAUAGUUCACCAGAAUAUAUCGGCUGAGAAAGUGCUUGUUGACAUAUGGUAUAAUCCCUUGCUCCUAGAUUCAGGCUUGCACAAACUCCUUGCAGAUGACAUUGUCUACUCCACACUCAAAGCCAGUGCAGCCAUGGGAUACCUAGCUCCAGAGUACACAACCACUGGCCGCUUCACCGAAAAGAGUGAUGUAUAUGCAUUUGGUAUGAUUGUAUUUCAAAUCCUUGCCGGAAAGCGUAUAAUCAACCAGUUGACUCGCCACGCAGCCGAGUCUUGCAGAUUUGAGGAUUUUGUUGAUGCAAACCUUGAGGGUAAGUUCUCGGAAUCGGAAGCUGCUAAACUUGGGAGAAUCGCUCUGCUCUGCACCCAUGAAUCUCCCAACCUACGGCCUUCCAUGGAAAAUGUGAUGCAAGAAGUUAGUGGACUUAUUUAGCAGUCCUUGAUUAAUCUCUUCUAGCCUUGAUUUUCAAAGACAAAAAAAAGUUGAAAGAUGAGGCUGUUGCUAACUGCUGACUGGUGCCUAAGCUCUUAAGUAUUUAAAGUGUUUGUGAGUGGUAUGUACUGAUACUUGCAUGAGUGGGCAGAGAACUUGAAGUGAUUUUAAUGGGGAAUCCUACCUUUAAUUAUUUAUAUUGAACUUCAGCUAUGUAAAAGGCAGGUUUCCUUUACUAUCAAUACCAGUUUUUGUCUUUGUUUUUGGCUGAAUAAAUUGAAAGAGAGGAAAAGACCAGUUUUUUUU
Alnus glutinosa is the source of this 2569-nucleotide messenger RNA. Its product is annotated as probable LRR receptor-like serine/threonine-protein kinase At5g45780. Bases 239 to 2263 code for a protein of 674 amino acids. The transcript is spliced from 4 exons. Gene Ontology annotation, molecular function: protein kinase activity; receptor serine/threonine kinase binding; ATP binding. The record is from RefSeq and is a predicted model, not a curated record. Lineage: Eukaryota; Viridiplantae; Streptophyta; Magnoliopsida; Fagales; Betulaceae. Gene Ontology annotation, biological process: protein phosphorylation.